Molecule: messenger RNA, 598 nt
Organism: Hyalella azteca
Lineage: Eukaryota; Metazoa; Arthropoda; Malacostraca; Amphipoda; Hyalellidae
Product: astacin-like metalloprotease toxin 1
Exons: 6
Coding region: 80-598 (172 amino acids)
Biological process (GO): proteolysis
Molecular function (GO): zinc ion binding; metalloendopeptidase activity
Source: RefSeq, a predicted model, not a curated record
AUGGAGAGUGCGAUCACAUGUCAUCGUAUUGAGACAUCUUCUCUUGUCAACUGGUCAAGUUUCAGCGAAGGUUGUCAAAAUGGUUCGUCGGGAGACGCUUCAAACGUUCCUGACGCUCUGCCUCUGCUUGGUGAACAUCGAUGCCGCUCCAGUGGAUGUGCAUCGCCGAGCAGACGGAUCCGUUUUGAUAGACGACAUCCUGUAUUCUGCGGAGCAAUGGGACAGUUUUCUUGAUAAAAACUUGGUAUCAAUGGAAAGGCUUUGGCCGAAAAAGGACGGAGUUGUGAAUAUUUUCUACAAAAUAUCUGAUCCAAAAUUGAACUUGACUGUCUUAAACUUUGCGAUCGCUGCCUGGGAGACCAAGACGUGCAUCAAGUUCUCGAAGAUGGCAGAGUCGGAUGAGCGCGCCGAGUACAUGGACUUCUUGCUCGAUAAAACCUGUCACGCAGGCUUAGGUUACAGGGAGGGCGAACCUACUCCUGUCAGCCUCGCAAAGUGCCCAGAAAGGGGACCGACUCACGAAAUCGGCCACGCAUUGGGGAUGCAUCACGAACAGACACGAAGCGACAGGCUUAUAGCAUCGACGGCAGACGCGUGA